Molecule: messenger RNA, 10301 nt
Organism: Tachysurus vachellii
Lineage: Eukaryota; Metazoa; Chordata; Actinopteri; Siluriformes; Bagridae
Gene: nsd1a
Product: nuclear receptor binding SET domain protein 1a
Exons: 24
Coding region: 646-6840 (2064 amino acids)
Biological process (GO): regulation of DNA-templated transcription
Cellular component (GO): nucleus; chromatin
Molecular function (GO): protein binding; histone H3K36 methyltransferase activity
Source: RefSeq, a predicted model, not a curated record
UUUGUUACGACAGUGAAGGCUUGAAAAAGCUUAAAGAACCCACUGAAAAAACCCAGCAGCUUCCAGCUAAACGUCUACAUUGUAUUAGGACACUCUGGGCGUCGGAAGUAAAGGAGAGUUAAAUUGUAACUGCUUAUAAUUUAAGGAUACAACAUGAAUCAUGGAGCGUUUUGUACCACAGACUGGGGGUUGGGUGGCACUGCUGCUCUCUCUCUCUCUCUCUCUCUCUCACUCUCUCUCUCUCACGCGCGCACACACACACACUCACUCACACACACACACACACACAAGGCUUUUGCUUUAACAUGACCAGGGCCACGAUCAAAACAAGCCAUGCAUUUCCAUGCAGAACGUGUUUCCGACCCGCUCACGUUUUGCACCGUCUUGAUGGCUCGGUGAAAGCAAGCGAUGCACUGACUUGUUAUUUUCCAGCGCCAAUGAAUUAAUCUAGUUACAUUUCUGUUUAUUUUUACAGCCUUAGAGUAGAAAUGAAAGCCGAGUCCGGGCCUAACGCUGUUCUUAGUGCCGCUUCCUGCAGAUCUGGCUUUCACAAAUCGCCAAAAAGUGACUUCUCUCCUUCCCCUGUGAUCGGAUACCGGAUGGUUUUGUCUUGACCGAGCCUUAAAUGGACGAAGCCAUGCCAACAUGAAUCAGUCGUAUAAAGUGGGCGCCAAGGAUGGCUCGGAAUGUCGCCCUGGCUCGCAGUGUCCGCAGGUCACUUCCUGUGGGCUCCAGCAUGGCGCUAAGCACUCGUCCUCCUUUGGAUACAACCAAAGGGAAACGUCCUCCAGCUACAGUCCACUCAGAAGGCUGCAGGACCUGACGGCUAUGGUGAGCAGGCCCGAUAUGAGCUUACAGGACUGGGACUUCCACGGGCGAGCUAAAGCACACAUGCACAGCCCAGAGUUUGGCCUCAGCCUUGUUCACACACCUCAAACCUUCAGUCACGGUACUGAUGAUGGUGCGUUCAGAAAUGUCCAGAAUCUGGACAAAAACGGCUUUUCUCCCGUGAGCUCGGACAGCCUGGAGCACAUCUCUCCAAUCCCCAAUGGAUUCUUGCAUUUUGAAUCAAGCCUCUUUGACAGUGGGGACAGUAAGGAUGACCACGAGGAAGUGGAGCGUGUGGCGCCGUUCAAACCUUCAGCGAAAAACUGCCAGAAAAGGGAUUCAAAUGCAAAGCGUUUCUCUGAUUCAGGAGUAAACCUGAGCUUGAACAGACAUGAACGUUUUGACCCAGUUUCUAAAAGUUCUCCACAGCCAGAACCUUCUCCUAGUCCUCCAAUGCCCGUUGAAGUCAUGCUAAAGGAUUUUGACAGUUCGGACGGCUACUCUGAUAGCGAUUGUGACCUUCCGAGCACUGAGAACUGUGCAUCGAUGUUCAACGUUGGCCUUUCUCAGAGGCCAAGCUCACCUAGCAGCACCUACUCAGAUCCUUCCGACAGCCCAAAGAAGAAGCCUCUUCCAGAAGUGAAGUUUACUGUGGGUGAUGUGGUGUGGGCCAAGUUUAACCGCAGGCCUUGGUGGCCUUGUCGCAUCUCCAUAGACCCCCUGACCGAGAGCCACACCAGGAUGAAAGAGCCCAGCAGCAGACCAUGUCGAAUGUAUUUCGUCAGGACGUUUGGCGAAAUCGUAGACCAUGCUUGGGUUUCUGGGCAAUCCACGUAUGCUUUUGAAGGAGGUCAGCAGUUUGAGAAACUUCCUAUGAUCAGGCGACGAGGCAGACAGAGAGACAAGGGUUACAUGGUUCCAAAGCACUUGAUGCCUCUGUGGAAAGCCAGUGUGCUGGAUGCAGAAGCAGCUCUACCAGAGUAUCUCAGGAGUAAACUACAACUUCCCUCAGUCAGAGAGAUUCACUCUCCGGUUACAGAGGAGAGGACAUGCACCUCUCCGACCUUCUCCGACCUUCAUCUGUCUUCAAAGACUUCAGUUUUCUCCAACGGACACAACCUCACCCUUGACGGUUCACCCAAAACUACGGAGAGAAGCAAAAAGAAAUCACCUGCUAAAAGGAAAAAGAGCUCACUGCUGAAAAGUCCUGUUAAAAUCAAAGACGAAUUGUUCUCCAAGGUGAUGUCAAGCCCCACACUGGACAUUACAAAACCUCCUGCUGCUCCCGCAAACAAUCCGGCGUCUGAAUCCGGGGAUUGCCCUUACUCGGACAUUGAUUCGGUUCCCAGGAUACUGUGCCCCAAACGCUCAGAAGAGCAACUUGUGGGGUCGGAUAAAGAACUCUGCGCUGAACCAAAGGCAGAACGUGCAAGUACAAAACUAAGAAAGGUUCGCAAGACGGAGAAAGAAACGCCGGCUUUUAGAAAGCACAAGGCGAACAACAAAUCUGCAGUCAGAAACAAAAGGUGCACCACUUCGAAUGGCAGGAGCGUGGGCAGCACUUCACAAGGAUUAUCAGAUGUCACGCUCGAGAUGCACUCUUUCAACUUGCCGGCGAGUUGCCGCCUCAUGUCCCGUGCCCUCGCAAACUAUGAUAAAUCCAAAGAGAAGGAUGAUCUUGACUCUAGCCAUGAAUCCCGAUUGUCUUCUCCGACUCUGUCUGACGAGCAUGACUCCUUUUCUCCCUCCCUGGACGUAUCCGAACAGACAGAACAGCAAUGGCAGGUGAAAACAGAACCUGUAGUCGAUCUGACCUCUCAGCGCUUCCGAAACAAGACAUUGCUCAAGUUAACAAGAAUCCGGUCCAGCAGGGAGUCCUCUCGGAACGGGUCUCGGCUCAAAGGUAAAGAUUCCACCGUCAGUCCUGUGGAAUUGCCAGUAGCUGGUUUAAACAUCAAGAAAGAAUCAAGCAUUUCUUUUUCCUCCUCUUCCUCUGUUUCAUCCCCAUCACCUUCACCCAUGGAGACUUUCCGGGAACCUAAAGACCUCUCUUUACGCUCUCUAGUCAAAGACGAGUGUAGUUUAGACCAUGAUCACAACUCCAUGUACAAAUUCACAACCUACCUUAUGCUGUUGAAGGAUUUGCACGACAACCGGGAAAAGGAGGGAAGGCCACUGACGCUGCCCCCUACCUCUCCAUCUGCCCUUAUCAAGCAAGAACCCUCACUCCUUCCCUCACAGCCCAACCCUGAACCCACCACUCCCGACAAACUUCACAAGAACGAUAGUCAGACUCCUUGGGUAAAGAACAGGCAGCAGGGAAAAGCACGGAUCAGCCUGAAACCAAACAAAUCUAAACCGAAGUCCACAGGAAAAAAGGAGGCUCAAAAACAUGAUGUUGUGAACAGUUUGCUUCCUUUGGUUUCAGACUCAAAAAUACAGAACACUUUAGAUGUGGUUACUCCGAGAACAGCGCAGACUGAGAAGCUCUCAAAGUCCAGUACAGAUUCUGGUUUUGAUAGCACUGGAAAGGGUACGAUGUCGGCGGUGGCACCGAAGAAGCGCUGGCAGACGUUCGAGCCUGAGAUCGAGCUCAGGGCAAAGCCAAAGGCUGAUCAGAGCAGCAUGACUGAGCAGAACAGGGUCAUACCUCCUGCCAGACUCAAUGGAGUAAUUGAAGAGAGCCACCAGAGCCCUCAGGUCAAUGCUACAGAGAAGGAUAGCUCUGAGAACAAAAGACUUCGGAAGCCGAGCAAGAGGCUGAUCGAGUGGAGCGAGGACUAUGAGCAAAUCUUCAUUUCGAAGAAGAAAACGAAGAAAACACCCGAGUCCUACAGAACUGUGUCUUCGAUUAAUAACACUAACGUCAGCACGUGUGAUCAGAUCCCGAAACCUCCAGCGGUUGACGGUUUGAGCUUAGCUGCAGAUCAGACGUCGGAGUCUUGGAUAACGGAACCGUCACAGCACGAAAUGCAGCUUGCUCUAGGUAAAGCAGAAGACGUUCUUUCUUCGACACCUUUAUCGACGCUUCAUAAACCUUCCGUGGUACAGGCAGUUGAAAAGUCGGUUGAAAAGAAAACAGCAUCUUCAGAAAGAAAAAAGACACGGAAGAUCGUGCAUAAAGUAACGGACUCGACUGGUGAGGAUGAGAUUCUCAGGAUCCCAAAGAAGAAGAAGGAGUCUAAGCAGCAGAGUCAUUGGGAAGAGGAAGCAGUGGUCAACGAUGUGCAGAAAAACGAAGUGCCUGGAACCACUCUGUCCGGCCCUUCUUCUAAAUCAGGUACAACACCCGGACUGGGUGACGCAGAGACGCCAUUAAAACAGUCUGCAACGCCUAGCGUCUUCCAGAGCCAAAUGCCAGGAGAGAAGUGCAGUCCAACUGAGCCCAAACCGGCCGAGAGGAAACUACGUGACAGCUCGGGACCUUUACACACGGAGGUGUUUGUUCCAGUUCUGAACGAGAGCGUGGUCCAGACCAGAGACUCAUUAACUCCUGAAAUAGGUCUGUCUAACGGUAAAAAGGCAUCAGAGAAAGGAGGCGGAGCCUCACUGAAGGAGAACGUUUGUCAGGUGUGUGAGAAGACAGGUGAGCUGCUGCUGUGUGAGGGACAGUGCUGUGGAGCGUUUCACCUACAGUGUAUCGGCCUCAGCGAGACUCCUAAAGGACGCUUCAUCUGUCAGGAGUGCACUUCUGGUGUGCACACAUGCUUUGUGUGUAAGCAGCCAGGCGAAGACGUCCGCCGCUGUAUGAUCCCGGUGUGUGGGAAGUUCUACCACAUGGCGUGUAUAAUGAAAUUUGCCCCCACUGUCCAACAGAACCGAGGCUUUCGCUGCUCUCUGCACUUCUGUCUGUCCUGCUAUAUCACCAACCCCACAAACCCCUCCAGCUCUAAGGGUCGCCUGACCCGCUGUGUGCGCUGUCCAUUGGCUUACCAUGCAAAUGACUACUGUAUGGCUGCCGGCAGUGUUCCUCUGGCCAACAACAGCUUCCUGUGUCCCAACCAUUUCACCCCCCGCAAAGGCUGCAAGAACCACGAGCACAUCAACGUCAGCUGGUGCUUCGUCUGCUCUGAAGGGGGCAGUCUUUUGUGCUGUGAAUCCUGUCCUGCUGCCUUCCAUCGUGAGUGUCUGAACAUCGAAAUGCCUGAAGAGAGCUGGUACUGCAACGACUGUCGCGCAGGCAAGAAACCCCACUACAAAGACAUCCUGUGGGUGAAAGUGGGCCGCUACAGGUGGUGGCCUGCAGAGGUGACUCAACCCAAGAACGUACCCGAGAAAGUGUUACGCAUGAAGCACGAGGUUGGCGAGUUCCCCGUACACUUUUUUGGCUCCAAGGACUACGUGUGGACCUACCAAGCUCGCUGUUUUCCUUAUAUGGAGGGCGACGCCCACAACAAGGAGACAAUGGGCAAAGGCACAGAUGCUGUCUACAAGAAAGCUUUAAACGAAGCUGCUGAGCGAUUCCGAGAGCUCCAGGCAGAGAAAGAGAUGAGGCAGCUUCAGGAAGAUAGGAAGAACGACAAGAAGCCCCCACCAUACAAACACAUUAAGGUGAACCGACCGAUAGGAAAGGUGCAGAUCGUGACCGCGGACCAGUCGGAGAUCCCGCGCUGUAACUGCAAGGCCACAGACGAGAGCCCGUGCGGCAUUGACUCGGAGUGUAUCAACCGCAUGCUGAUGUACGAGUGCCACCCGCAGGUGUGUGUGGCAGGAGAGAGGUGCCAGAACCAGUGCUUUACCAAGCGCGAGUACACUCCGGUGGAGAUCUUCAGGACACUGUCGCGUGGCUGGGGACUCCGUAGCAUCCAUGACAUCAAGAAGGGUGCUUUUGUGAGCGAGUACGUGGGUGAGGUGAUCGACGAGGAGGAGUGUCGCGCCAGGAUCAAGCACGCUCAGGAGAACGACAUCAGCAACUUCUACAUGCUCACGCUGGAUAAGGAUCGCAUCAUUGACGCAGGGCCGAAGGGAAACCAGGCACGCUUCAUGAACCACUGCUGCCAGCCCAACUGUGAGACCCAGAAGUGGACAGUGAACGGAGACACGCGGGUCGGUCUCUUCGCCCUAGUCGACAUUCCUGCAGGCGUCGAGCUCACCUUCAACUAUAACCUGGAGUGUCUGGGUAACGGCAAGACGGUGUGUAAAUGUGGAGCGUCCAACUGCAGCGGCUUCCUGGGCGUGCGACCGAAGAAUCAGCCCCCGUCUGAGGACAAGGGCCGCAAAGGGAAGAAAAAAAUGUCUACAAAAAGGAAGAGUCAGCUGCAGGUGGUGAAGGAGCGCGAGGAUGAAUGUUUUUACUGCGGAGACGGCGGGCAAAUCGUCUCCUGUAAGAAGCCCGGCUGCCCCAAAGUGUACCACGCCGACUGUCUGAACUUGUCCAAGAGACCUGCAGGUCGUUGGGAGUGUCCUUGGCACCAGUGUAACAAGUGUGGCAAAGAGGCGGCGUCGUUCUGCGAGAUGUGCCCCAACUCGUACUGCAAGCAGCACCGUGACGGCAUGCUGUUCAUCUCCAAGCUGGACGGCAAGCUCUCGUGCAGCGAGCACGACCCAUGUGGCCCUGAUCCCCUGGAACCUGGAGAGAUUCGCGAGUACAUCCCGGGAAUGUGCAUCUUAUCCACACCACCCAGUACAUCCCAGUGUAGUUUAACCCCGCCCUCCCCCAAGUUCUACAUCCCACCUGCACCUGUAAGAACGUCCUACGGCAGCCGGCAAGUGCCCUUUGACGACGAGGUAGUGUUGGAAGAAGACCUGCUUCCCGCCACUUCUCUGUCUAAAGGGGUGAAAGACGACGCCAUGACUGAGGUAGAGGAUGGAGAGGUUGUGGAAGGGAUGAUCGGCGGUGAGGACGUAGGACUGGAAGUCAUCGGAGGCGAAGACGAGGAGGUGGACUGUGAGGAUUUCGCAGAUGAUGGCGAAGAGUCGGAAUAUGAUGAGGACUAUUGGUAUGAAGACGGAGGCACCGACAACGACUUUGACGCUGAAGGUUUAGAGGAUGAGUCGUAUAGGGGGAAGUGAGCAAUUUGUGUUUACUAUUCAUCCAUCCAGCCAUCCAUACAUCCUUCUAUACAGUCACUCACUGGCUCACUAGACGCCGUUGGCUGUCGGGCAGCGAGAUCGGCCAAGUGUCAUUUCUCGGUUAGUUACACUUUGUAGCCUGUAGGAACGAAGCAGGGAAUCUGAUCUCACAUAAGCGCUCUUACCUGGAGAUCAGCUAGUGCGUGCUCAGCUGGAUGCAAUGCCACUCUUUUUGACUCUAACAGACCUGGGCAACAUGCUGAGCUUGAGACAGAUCCAGUCAGCUUGCCUUCUUUACCCAAGUCCACUUGGGACUGGAAAAAUUAAGUGGUGCUGUGGACCUUUGGCUGUUCAGUCAGACGGUCUGUAUCGGGUGUAAAGUUACUGUCUGGUGCUUCUUUGUGUUUCUGUUUCGUUUUGUCAUCUCCACCUACUGUUUACAUUUUUAUCUUUAGGAAAACCAUGGAUGGGGUCGGAUAUUAGACAGCUGGUUAGCUCGUCAUGAUGACACUGUGUCUUAGAGAACGCAUGAAUUGGGGAAAAUAUAGACUUUUAUAUGGUUAACACUGGGUCUGAUGCCAUAGAUUGGGGUUUGGGUCAUAUUAUUCACACAGUGCUCAAGUUAACACACACACAUACAUGGAAAUAUAUUUUUCAUUUAAAAAGCUUCGUCGGUUCUUCCAUAAAAGACAGAUUUUGUGAAAGUGAGCUUUGGUCCAGUGGUUAUUUAAGGAUAACAGGAAGCGUUUUCGAUCCAAUUCUCGGACGUUUAUAGAUUGACAGAGAAUUUAAAUUAAAGAAUUGAUAUUCUGGUAGUCUAAAUCUCACUUGUGUCCAAAUGAUACUUCUCCACUUUAAAUAGUAUUUGAGAUGGAGUCAGAUGUUUCUGGAUUUGGAUUGGACCGACAAGCCGUCAUGUCAGCGAUGCACUUUUGGUUACUGAUCAUCCUUUUAAAUAUAAUCAGUAAGCUGGUCCUGUGUGUCCCAUUUACAAUUUGGUGACAUUAAAUUAAAUUAGAAAAAAAAGCAUUUGGCAAUCACAAGCCCUAACAGUGUGGAUUAUAAAAAUAAAUGAAACAUGUGAGCAAGAGUAGAGACAAUGUCAAUUGUAAAAAGCGCUAUACAAAUAAACUUGAAUUAAAUUGAAUUGAGUACAGUAACAGUUUAAGUGCACUAAAAAUUCAUUUAACUGGACAGAAAGACCUGCCUUUUGCUGUGAAGAUGAAACUAAAGCAAAACAAACCUAAAUGACUGCAGCUUUAGUUUUACUUUAAGAUUUAUCACGACAUUCCAGGUAACCGGCGUGUUUUCUGCACUACACGUUACAGGACAGACCCUCCAGGAUAAUCAGAACACCCACAGAUUUGGUAUCUUAGUGGUUAAGGUGGUGGACUAACGAUCAGAAGGUUGUGAGUGCGAAUCCCAGGUCCAUCAAGCUGUCAUUGAUGGGCCCCUGAGUAAGGCCCUUAACUCUCAAUUGCUCGUUUGUAUAAAUUGAGAUGCAAUAGGCGUCUGGCGAAUGUUAAACAUAUUUAAACCGCAUGUGUCAGGAAUCACAUCCCAAGAAUCCUGUGCUUUUAAUUUAUAUAGAUAAAUUCAAAAAGCGGGGGGCACGGUGUCUUAGUGGUUAGCACGUUCGCCUCACACCGACAGGGUCGGGGUUCGAUUCCCGCCUCCACCUUGUGUGUGUGGAGUUUGCAUGUUCUCCCCGUGCCUCUGGGGUUUCCUCCGGGUACUCCGGUUUCCUCCCCCAGUCCAAAGACAUGCAUGGUAGGUUGAUUGGCAUCUCUGGAAAAUUGUCCCUAGUGUGUGAUUGCGUGAGUGAAUGAGAGUGUGUGUGUGCCCUGCGAUGGGUUGGCACUCCGUCCAGGGUGUAUCCUGCCUUGAUGCCCGAUGACGCCUGAGAUAGGCACAGGCUCCCCGUGGCCCGAGGUAGUUCGGAUAAGCGGUAGAAGAUGAAUGAAUGAAUGAAAUUCAAAAAGCACAAAAAGACUUAAUUGAGAACUUUUGGCCACAGCGAUCGCAAAAAAUCCUGGAGGGACCGAUUUAUACGAACAGGCUCGGUCUUCAUGAAAGCAGUUCGGCAGACAGACAGACAGACAGACAGACAGACAGACUACUCUUCCGAAAUACUACUCUUCAAUUCUACACUUCUAAUUUACCCUUUUUUUUAAUAUAACAGAAAUUCUCCAUUUUUUUUCAGGGUUUUGUAAAAAAAAAAAAAAAAAAAAAAAAAAAAAAAAAAAUUUCCAACAAACUCUAGUCAUGGACCGUAGAGCCACACGUAUUAAAAAUAAAAAAUUGGUUAACGAGAGUUAAGAAUGAAAAAGUCUUUUUUCCAGACUGGUACUUUGUUUAAAUAGUUUCCUCACUUUGACAAACUAUUCUUCCGUUUACUCGUUGCUCAAUAUCUGUUCUGUCACAUGGUUUCUACAACAAUACCGACACGGUUCUGGAUGUCUUAUUGUGAGAUUAGACAACAAUUUAUACUUCGGUAGACACUUAAUACAGAGCAGGAAGAGUGAGAUUUAAAAAAAAAAACGGAAAUCUGAAAUACAAAUUGCUAACAGAACGAAAGCUAGCAGAAGAGUUAGCGUUUGAGAUGAACUGGUUUCAACCUUAGUGGCAGCCUUGUAGGAUAUUCCAAUGAACUUUGACCCUGGCUUAGUAACACACCCAUUAGAUAAUCACAGGUUUGUGUCUGGUUUAUUAAUAGCAUAGAAGGCGUACCUCAAGGGUCAACAUUGAGUCCUCGUAGACCUUCUGUAUCUUCUUCAUAAAACUUUAAAUCGUUAAAAAAAGAAUGAAACUUGUGGAUUGUAUAUUGAUUUUAUUUUCCAUUCGAUCUGACAAUGAAAAUACAUUACAGGACUUUUGGAAUGAAAAAAAAAAAGGACUCCCAACUAAAGCGAGAGACCGCUGUUCCAAAUGAAGGACACUCAUUUUAUUUUUAUUUUUUUUUUUAAUUAUUAUUUCAAAAAUGUUCUUGGCCUCACAAUCAUUUCUCUUUUGAUAUUCACUGAAUGUUAAACUUCCUGCCCCACUUGUUUUGUUCUUUUUGUUGUAAUCUUUACAGCAGCCAUUUUUCUUUUAAAAAAAAAAAAAAAAAAAAAAAAAAGAGAAGCAUGUUUGCUUUCCUUUAGUCUUUUCAUAUUUAUGGACUUUGUAGAAUCAGUUCUCACUGUUUUACACUUUUGUUGUACAUUUCUGUGUGUGUGUGUGUGUGUGUGUGUGUGUGUGUGCGCAAAUGCGAGCAUGUGUGUUUUUGUAUGGCGUGUUAGCUGCCGAAUCCGAGUGUGCUUUGGUGCUGCGAAGAAGAAGAAGAAGACGAAACGUACACCGGGUUGGUCUGUGGAAAGUGGGGCAAUGUCGGUGCUGCCAUGUUAGAAGCCUCUUCAACUGUACUGUACUCCUUUGUGUAUAUGAAAAUAUUAUAAGUAAAGUUUUACAGUAGAGACAUA